UUUAUGACCAGUGACGUGUGUGCUUACGUUCUUGUUUGUUCCUUAUUGAUAAUAACAAGAAGAAAAAAUUUGUGAUUAUAUGUAGAUACAUGUGUGUGUAGCUCACCAUUUUUGGAGAGUAAUAAGCUUUAAGCUGAAUCACAAGAAUGGCGGCAGAGGGGGAAAAUGUGGGAAGAAUCAAAUUGGGUUCAGAGGGACUUGAAGUAUCUGCUAAAGGACUUGGUUGUAUGGGUAUGUCCGCUUUUUAUGGGCCGCCCAAACCCGAACCCGAUAUGAUCCAACUCAUCCACCACGCCAUUAACUCCGGCGUCACAUUUCUCGAUACUUCCGAUGUUUAUGGGCCCCACACUAAUGAAAUUCUCCUUGGCAAGGCUUUGAAGGGAGGAAUGAGGGAACGAGUUGAGUUAGCAACAAAAUUUGGUAUUAGUUUUGCAGAUGGAAAAAUGCAAGUGCACGGAGAGCCAGCCUAUGUAAGGGCAGCAUGCGAGGCUAGCUUAAAGCGACUUGAUGUUGACUGCAUAGACUUGUACUACCAGCACCGGAUUGAUACACGCGUUCCCAUUGAAGUAACGGUUGGAGAACUUAAGAAGCUGGUUGAAGAAGGUAAAAUUAAAUACAUAGGUCUAUCUGAGGCCUCAGCAUCAACAAUUAGAAGAGCACAUGCAGUUCAUCCAAUAACAGCAGUACAGAUAGAAUGGUCCCUAUGGUCGAGAGAUGUAGAGGAAGAAAUAAUCCCUACUUGCAGAGAACUCGGAAUUGGGAUUGUGGCAUACAGUCCACUAGGGCGUGGCUUUUUGUCAUCCGGUCCACAGCUGCUUGAGGACUUGUCAAAUGAAGAUUUCCGAAAGCAUCUACCAAGGUUCCAGGGCGAGAAUCUUGAGCAUAACAAAAAAUUGUAUGAGCGGAUUUGUCAAAUGGCAGCUAAGAAGGGAUGCACCCCCUCUCAACUAGCCUUGGCCUGGGUACAUCACCAAGGAAACGACGUGUGUCCCAUCCCGGGCACCACUAAGAUUGAAAACUUCAACCAGAACAUUGGAGCUCUGUCCAUAAAGCUAACAUCAGCAGACAUGGAAGAGCUUGAAUCCAUUGCUUCAGCUAAUGCAGUCCAGGGUGAUAGGUACGGUUCGAGUGCAACUACUUACAAAGAUUCAGAAACUCCACCCCUUUCAGCAUGGAAGGCAGGUAAAAUAAAAUAUAUAGGUCUAUCUGAGGCUUCAGCAUCAACAAUUAGAAGAGCACAUGCAGUUCAUCCAAUAACAGCAGUUCAAUUAGAAUGGUCUCUAUGGUCGAGAGAUGUUGAGGAAGAAAUAAUCCCUACUUGCAGAGAACUUGGAAUUGGGAUCGUGGCAUACAGUCCACUAGGAAGGGACUUUUUGUCAUCAGGUCCGAAGCUGCUUGAGGAAAUGUCAAAUGAAGACUACCGAAAGAAUCUGCCAAGGUUCCAGGUCGAGAAUCUUGAGUGUAACAAAAAGUUGUAUGAGCGGAUUUGUCAAAUGGCAGCUAAGAAGGGAUGCACCCCUCAACUAGCCUUGGCCUGGGUACAUCACCAAGGAAACGACGUGUGUCCCAUCCCGGGCACCACUAAGAUUGAAAACUUCAACCAGAACAUUGGAGCUCUGUCCGGAAAGUUAACAUCAGAAGACAUGUCAGAACUUGAAUCUAUUGCCUCAGCUAAUGCAGUCCAGGGCGAUCGGUAUAUUCCUGGCUUUGAAGGGAGGGAUGAGAGAGCGAGUUGUGUUAGCAACAAAAUUUGGUAUUGUUUUAGCAUCAGAGGAAAAGAGAGCAGAGGGAAACAGAGAAGUGCACGGUGAUCCAGCCUAUGUAAGAGCAGCGUGCGAGGCUAGCUUAAAGCGACUUGAUGUUGACUGUAUAGACUUGUACUAUCAGCACAGAAUUGAUACGCGUGUGCCCAUUGAA
Solanum dulcamara is the source of this 1917-nucleotide messenger RNA. Its product is annotated as auxin-induced protein PCNT115-like. NCBI's taxonomy places the organism in Eukaryota, Viridiplantae, Streptophyta, Magnoliopsida, Solanales, Solanaceae. The record is from RefSeq and is a predicted model, not a curated record. Gene Ontology annotation, cellular component: cytoplasm.